AUGUGUAGAUUAUUGGUAUACAAAGGGAAACAUCCAAUACAAUUAGCUCAGCUUCUCACUCGUCCAGCUCACUCUAUAAUAAAUCAAUCAUUUGAUUCUCGACUUCGUUUAGACACAGGUCAAAUUAAUGGCGAUGGAUUUGGAGUAGAUAAAAAUGAAAAAUCUACGCCUUGUAUAUUUACUUCCGUGACUCCCGCAUGGAAUAAUCAAAAUUUAACAAGACUUGCAGAAAAGAUAAAAAGUUCAUUGGUGUUUGCUCAUGUAAGAGCUUCUACUGCUGGGGUUUUAUCUGAGACUAAUUGUCACCCAUGGCAAUAUGAGAGAUUGAUGUGGAUGCAUAAUGGAGAUAUAUCAAAUUUCAAUAAGCUUGAUGAUCCAAAAAAUGGUCACUUUGAUCAUACAACAUUGAAAGAUGCAAUGUUGAAAACUAUUGGAUUAUUAAAUACUUGGGCCAUUGAAGAAGGAAUUGAUGAGCCAUCUUUACUUAACUUUGCGGUAACCGAUGGACAAUCUGUAAUUUGUACUAGAUAUAUAAGUAGUAAAACUGAAGAAGCGGCUUCUUUAUAUUUUUCUUCUGGUACAAGUUUUGUUGAAUAUAAACCUGGUCAUUAUAAAAUG
Molecule: messenger RNA, 618 nt
Organism: Diversispora eburnea
Lineage: Eukaryota; Fungi; Glomeromycota; Glomeromycetes; Diversisporales; Diversisporaceae
Source: the annotation of a GenBank genome assembly